AUGGUACCGACGUUUAAUUUGUGCCUGCUUGCUUUUCUGUUAACCUUACUAUCAGAAAUAAAAGCCGAUUUCAACUUUACCAUAAAUUCAUACGAUCCAGAAUAUGGGGUAUAUAUCGGUGAGCUGCCUGAUCCGUCUGAUGCCGAUGUAAAGGGACGAGUGUAUGUUAUCAAUGAAACUGUCUUGCAAAUUAUUAACUUUACUUAUAACGGAAAGGCGCCAGGUACAUCAUAA
Molecule: messenger RNA, 234 nt
Organism: Gongylonema pulchrum
Lineage: Eukaryota; Metazoa; Nematoda; Chromadorea; Rhabditida; Gongylonematidae
Source: the annotation of a GenBank genome assembly